AUGACUGCUGUACUGACAGAUACAGGCCAGGUCAUUAGCAGCAGGCAUGGCCGCCGUGCCCUCCAAGCCCGGGUGUUGAACCUGAGACCAAGCCAGGCGAUUCAGGCCACCAUUUCUCUGUUGCAGAGGUUAGGCUUUUGUAUCAAUAUGGAGAAGUCUGUUCUCACCCCCACACAAUGUAUUGAAUACCUAGGCAAUGUUAUUAACACCAAGUUCAUGACUGCCUCUUUACCUGAGCGUAGACUAAUCAACAUUCGCCAAGGAUGUGCAGAAUUUUUGUGUAAAGAUGUUGCCCCCAUUCGAGAGGUGGCCAGGGUGAUUGGCCUCAUGGUGGCUGCGAUCCCAGCAGUGGAGUUAGGUAAACUUCACUACAGGAAGUUGGAGGGGGGAAAAAUUGCCGCUUUGAAACAGGAGUAUGGUAAUUUUGACAGGCCUUUGAAUAUUACUGCAGACAUGAAACUAGACCUUUCCUGGUGGUUAGACAAUGUGGACAGACACCACAGACACAUUUUUAGGCCAGGUACUGACAUCGAUUUAUUUACUGAUGCCUCCAGCCUUGGUUGGGGGGGUCAUUUGGGGUGUCAGAUUACAAGUGGUACUUGGUCCCUGGAUGAAAAGGAGCUUCACAUUAACAUCCUGGAGAUGAAAGCCAUUCUAUUCUCUUUGCAAGCAUUUGAACAUGAGCUGGAAGGUAGACAUGUUAGAGUUUUUUGUGAUAAUACCACUGCCAUAAACUAUGUCAAUGAAAUGGGAGGCACAAAGUCCAAGUCCUGUAAUGAUGUUGCUACCCAGAUUUGGGAUUGGUGUCUGGAACAUGACUCAUGGGUUACAUGCUCGCACAUACCGGGGAAGGACAACACCUUGGCUGAUGUAGCCUCUCGCAAGAUUAAUGACAGACAUGAGUGGAAACUCGACUCACACAUUUUUACUACCUUGUGUAAUGUUUUUGGGACACCGUCCAUUGAUUUAUUUGCCUCAAGGCUUAACAAACAGGUGCCUUCAGAAGUUACGUGCAGAGCAAGCACGAGGCUGGAUGGUGGUUCCUCUGUGGCCGUCCCAGUUUUGGAUGGGCAUGCUGCUCCAGUUGCUAAUAGACUUCCCACGUUUGAUAACGAACAGGAGGAAUGUUCUAACACACCCGUCCACAACAGAUCCACACCCCAUCAUGUCCCACACGAGGCUCAUGGCAUGCCUUCUGUCAGGGAAAACUUGCAGAAACGAGGAGUUUCGCCGGCGGCUGCGGACAUCAUACUUGCCUCCUGGAAACCAGGUACUGAGAGGCAAUACCGCCCACAUGUCCAGAGGUGGUCGUUGUUUUGUGGUAGACGGAAUGUCGAUCCCACUUCUCCAACUGUAGGUCACAUUGUAAAUUUUUUGACGGAAACCUUUGACAGGGGUGUGGGUUAUGAGUGUGUGAACACUGCGAGGGGUGCCCUGUCUUCUCUCGGCAUUGUGGUGGACGGAUGCAGGGCAGGAAAUCACCCUUUGGUCAUCCGAUUCAUGAGAGGGGUUUUCAAUCUUAGAACUCCUCAGCCCAGGUACACUGACACUUGGGACGUCCAACCUGUCUUAGAGCAACUAAGUACAGUUGGGGGCACUCUUAAACAAUCCAGACCAAAUUUUAACAUCAACAGGGUCACAUUCCAUCGUUACCCUAAGGAUCCACGAUUAUGUGUCUGUAGCACUCUCCUGAGGUACAUUGAUGUGACUAAAGAGCUUAGACAGGAUGAGAUGCACACUGAUGCCAGGCUCCUCAUUAGCUUCAUAAAACCCCACAAAUCAGUUUCCAAAGACACUAUUGCCCGUUGGGUCAGGACCAUUCUCCGCAUGUCCGGCAUAGACAUCUCAAAGUUUUCCGCUGGUAGUGUGCGGCCAGCAGCAGCUUCAAAAGCUGGAGUGGCGGCUGUCCCUGUCGCAUGCAUUAUGGCUAAGGCGGGCUGGUCUAGGGAAUCUACCUUUGCAAAAUAUUAUAAUAAGAACAUUGUGGCUGCUUCUGACCUCUUUCAGGAUGCAGUGCUAGAAUAA
This is a messenger RNA of Scylla paramamosain (green mud crab), 2025 nucleotides long. RefSeq lists its product as uncharacterized. Gene Ontology annotation, molecular function: DNA binding. The coding region runs from base 1 to 2025 and encodes 674 amino acids. Lineage: Eukaryota; Metazoa; Arthropoda; Malacostraca; Decapoda; Portunidae. The record is from RefSeq and is a predicted model, not a curated record. Gene Ontology annotation, biological process: DNA recombination; DNA integration. The transcript is spliced from 5 exons.